Molecule: messenger RNA, 1241 nt
Organism: Drosophila subobscura
Lineage: Eukaryota; Metazoa; Arthropoda; Insecta; Diptera; Drosophilidae
Product: methylmalonic aciduria and homocystinuria type D homolog, mitochondrial
Exons: 3
Coding region: 179-1045 (288 amino acids)
Biological process (GO): cobalamin metabolic process
Cellular component (GO): mitochondrion
Source: RefSeq, a predicted model, not a curated record
UGAACAACUGCGUAGAAAUAAGUCAAAAUAGCCACAUAAAAUUAACAUUUAGACAUAGAACAAAAAAUAAAGUAACAAAACAAAACUAAAUUCAACGUGCUGUGCUUUUGUCUCGAAGUCGUGCCAUUCCAUAGAGAUACCAUCACCUAACCGCAGCAACUUGGCUUAUGAUAUAAUAAUGUCGCGCACCCUGAUUCGUGCACUCGAAAGUGUGGGUCGCAACUGUCACAUACGGACAACAAUCCGCAUCCACGGACGAACUGCCUUGCUCAGCGCCGACUUGCCAGUGGCGGCCUUGAAGAUUUGUGCAGUAAACUACUCAAAGCGCGGAUCCGGAUCCGGAUCCUCCUCAGACGCAGGCAGCCCGUUUAAGAUUGUUACCAAGAAUCGUGAACCUGCCGACGAUGAUCUCAAUAGCAUUGAGUCCGAACCGAACUGGGAGUUGACUGCCCCGAAGAGCAAUCGCUUCUUUUUGCCAAGUUGCUGUGGUCCAGCCUGGCAGGGCUGUAAUUCAACGAUGCAGCUGACGACACCCCUCUCGAAGGUAGUGAAUUUCAAAAAGGAAGCCAAUACAGACAACUUGCUCGAGAUAUCCUGCUGCCAGUGUCCCAUUCUGAUACGUGACACCCUCAUCGAACUGUUCCCAGUGCGCGCCGUGGCCAGCAAGGACACAGCCAUAACAUUGCUCACUUUGAGCUAUGACGGUGACAUCGAAGCAGGCGCCUCAAAGUUUGUGCUGGCUGCCAGAGACAUCAGCGAGCGUCUCUUAUCGCUGGGCUACUGGUCAGACUUCCUGAAUCCCUUCAGCGGACGACCUUUCUUUAUGCCCAAAGAUGAUGACAAGUUGUACAAGCAGGAUUGCCGUUUCCGCGGACUGAACAUGAAUAUAUCCAUUAUGAAGAAUUGCAUAGUUAUUUCUCCCGAGGAGAAUGACACAACCCACUUCUCAGGGGCCAUUUUUUGUACGGCGCCCAGCGACUACGAUUCGUUGGUAAAGCUGCUGGCGCCCGACGACGAACAGCCGAUGCAUAACCAACUCUUCUAACAAAAGGACCCCUUAGCCCAAUUAGCUGCCACACCACAGGAGAGUAGAAAAUGCAGCUGAAACCGAUGACAAACGCCAUUUGUGAUGACAACUGUGGUACAUUAUUAGUUCCGGCUUUGUAUAUGGCUUACAUAGUUAGAGAAGAAUUGUUAUUUAAUGCAAGAAUAUAAAUUAUAAGAUUGUUCUGUUCCUACUA